Adineta ricciae is the source of this 3774-nucleotide messenger RNA. The record is from the annotation of a GenBank genome assembly. NCBI's taxonomy places the organism in Eukaryota, Metazoa, Rotifera, Eurotatoria, Adinetida, Adinetidae.
AUGGAACCAACAAUAUGUUUUCGUCUAUGCGAUAGACCGAUAAUUUAUCUUCAGAAAACAGUUUGCCGAUGUUCAGGUGGAGGACUCAUGGACCAAAGUCGCCAGAACGAUAAAAUGUGCUCAUUUUCAUGUACAAAACCUGUCGACCGUGCAGUGAAUACAUUCAAUACAUGUGGUGGCCCGUCGGCGUAUUCCGCUUAUGUUCAAGAGAAGUUCUACAGCUUACAUGGACAUUUAUUUAACUAUCGGAUCGAUUUUUCUGCUUGUGAACUCUGGAAAAGCUCCGAUGUUUACGAUACUUAUUCAAUUCGAUUAACUGGUGUUGCUGUUCGAUCCUCCUUGAACAAGUUAGAACAGUGCGCUGCGGCAUGUUUAGAUCAGAAUGCAACCACGAAAUCCAUCGCAUUCAACGGUGAUAAUGAUAAAUGCCUAUGCGUAUUGCCGCUACAAUCCAAUCGAUACUUCCAACGCAUGCAUUACACGACGUCUUUACCAAACACUUCGUGCGAUCUUUAUUGUAAUAAUACAGCUGAGGGUUCGAAAACAAUGCCGAAAUAUAAAUGUGGUUCGACGAACAGUUCUCAAAUUUGGGCCAUUUAUGAACUGAACGGUACGUGUCCGUUAAAUUUUGCUUAUAUCAAAGAUUUGAACAAAUGUAUUUAUACGUACAAAAACUUCUGGAAUCAGUGCACACCCCCGGCGACGAUAUACACUUUCGAUGGGAGUGUAAGUUGGAAACGAUUUUUAGAUAUGAUUUCAACGCUUAAUUUGGCUAAUUCCACUGUAACUGUUGAUUUCGAUGAGGGUGUUGUGAUUGAUCCGUCGUGGAAAUGUUCAGUGGCAAUAUUAAAUUCUAAUUCUUCAACAUCAAUGUCAUUAUCAGCCUGGCGAUCGUAUUUAUCACAUUCACGAUCAAGUUUGUAUGGAUGGAGUACGAGUACACGAUACAUUUUAGAAAAUGGAUGUCUAACUGAGAGUUCGCAUUCAUCCUAUUCGCAUCGGUAUUCACAUCGCAUAUGUGUAGCGGAUCCGAUUGAUAGAUAUUCAUUGAACGCUGAUGAGGGUAAUGAAACCUACAUAGCUGCCGUGAAUCCGACACAGAAAUUCUGUCCAACAAAUUGGUUCGAUCUGAAUGGACGUUGCUAUCGAAUGUCAGAUGAACGAAAGACAAUUGAACAAGCACGAAAUAGUUGUAUUAGUGUGUCAUCGAAUCCAUCGAAAUCGACAGAUAAACCUCAAAUCUGGUUACUAGAUAGCAAUGGCAAUGUCAUUGGAAAUGAAGAACAAAAUGAAUCGCCUUUCGGUGAAGUUGUUGAAUAUGCCUCGAUCUGGCAAGCAAGACUCGGAUUCUUCCUUCUCGACACAGAUCCUGACAGUGAUGAUAGUAGCACUGUGUCGACAUCGACAGUACAUAAUCUUUUCUAUGAUGACUCUUUGAUUUCCUCGGAUACGAACGAAACCGUAGAUAUCGAUCACGGUGCCAUCAAUGAGUUUCAGGCAGUUGAUGAUUAUGAUGAUGAUGAAAGUACACGCGCUAGUGCGAAUAAUACAUGUGUUCUUAUCACACGUUCAGUUAGUGAAGAAGAAGAACGACCAAUCAUUCAAAGUACUCCAACGAAGAAUUGCUCAACACCACGACAUGUUUUAUGCGAAGCAAAUACAUUAAUUGUACAAAACUUUCAAUACAAUUGUUUAAGUAAACCACAAACUCUCGAUGUACCAAGUUUAAUAUCGAAUCAAUUAACACAUGAAUUGUGUUUAUCAGUAUGCCAAGAACUACAAGCUAAAUUAGCAGUUUUAAACACUGAUAAAUGUUACUGUUUGAAUGGUGCUGAUUCAGAGUCAAUGAAUAUAACCGCUGACUUUCAACAAUAUGAAAAAAAGUUCUGUGGAAAACCUUGUCCAGGCAACUCUCAUGAGAUCUGUGGCGACGAUGAUACAAUUGUCGUGUUCCAAAUUCUGAAUUCGCGUCGUACGUUCACAUUCAGUCGUACACCUGCUGAACCCCAUCCGAAUUAUAUUUACGACGGUUGCGUACAGUUAAUUUCAUUCAAUCGAUCAGUCACAUAUCAGUUCGCUUUGAAUGAUGUUCGCCAUUAUCAUCCAAAGUAUUGUUUAGCAUUAUGUACGAAAUAUAAACAGAAAUAUGCAUUGAUUAACAAUCGUAUAUGUCUAUGUACGAAUAAACAAAUGAAAGGUGAACAAGACGAUGUGAAAAAAUUAACUGGACAAACUUGCAAUCGACAAUGCCAGGGAAAUUACUUUUACACAUGCGGAAGCAAGGAAAACUCGACUGUUUACUCUAUGUAUAUCUUGAAACCAAAAUGUAUCCAUGGUUUUGAAACUGCAGAAAACAAUCAACAAUGUGUGUAUACACAUUUUUCGACGAAAACGAGUUCUCUUGUCGCAGCACAAACCUAUUGUCAAUCACUAGGUAGUAAAUUGGCAAAAAUCAAUGAACUUGUUGAAAUUCAAGACAUUUUGCCCGAAUCGAUUCUGCACACGCGUCUUAUGCGACAAUUACUUAUAACCUAUAAAUUUAAAUUUGUUAAUGAUACUCGCUACUAUUGGAUUGAUCGAACAAAUGAUACGCCCGACCCAAAUUCCAUAUCAGAACGCUUACUCGGACAAUGUGUGCAAAUGCCUGAGAUUGUUGAUCGCAACUGUAUUGCUAUACAGUACAUACCCAGUUCGAAUCAAAGUAGAAUAAGCCAUGAAAGAUGUAUCAGUGAAUCAAAUGCUUGUUCAACACAAACAGCGAUGCCCGUGUGUGUUGAUCAACAUUUAGAACCACAAAUAUCUGCGGUUCCACCGAUAACCAAGGAGGACCCAGCAGAUGUAUCAGCAAAUAUUACGACUUUUCAUUCAUGUGACGAUGAAACAGGUGAAUAUCAUUUGGUCGAUGACUACUGUUACAAAAUCAACCCACAUGAAGUUAGUUGGAAUGAUGCCAGAGCGGAAUGUCAACGCGAUAAUGCAGUACUGUUUGUUCCGGAGAAAUCCGUCACUUUACAAUAUAUCAAAUCCUUAUAUAUUCGUCAACGAUCCUAUACAUCAUCCGGCCAUGCACAUGUCGGUGUUUUCUAUGAUUACAACAAUCGAACUGUGAUUCAGUACAAUGCUGAUGAUGAAGAUAAUCGACUGGUUCUCCCAGAUUCAAAUGCUAUUUAUGAUCUAUGUGAAAAGACAUUUCAAGAACGGUAUGAGGCAGUGAUGUCGUCAUUCAGUUUAACAACAACGGAAAAAAACCAAAUUAAAAAACAACAAAUUGGUUGUGCAUAUAUUGAUCUAACGUCAAGUGCAGUGCCAGCAAUUCGAUGCGAUGAAAUUCCCUGUAAUCGAACAGCAGCUAUCAUUUGUCAAAAGGCGCCCAUAUCCAUAUCGAGUAUCAUUGUCGCAAAACGUAAAUAUUCAAUGAAGCCUUCAACUAGUAAUGAUACCAAAUCACCAUCAGCAUCGACAAUAUCAACAGGAAGUUCUGACGAUAACAAAGACGACGACGACGACGACGACGAUGACGAUGAUGAUCAAACAUCAACAAUAGCAUCGUCCGGUGCUCAAAGUGAUAGCACUGCAUCAUCACAAUUGAGGUCAAUUGGGCGAGACUUUGCUCCAUUGUUUUUCAUUUUAGCUAUUCUGUUUGCCUUCAUACUUCUCGGUUUUCUAAGUGUGAUACACAAUCGUCGUGGUAUGCUAUUUGGUCGUUCUAAUCGUCGUCCGACUAAUUCUGUUUAUUCACAAUUAACCUCUGCGAAUGAAUUUGAUUUAAAUUGA